AUGACAGUGUCAGAUAAAAGUGGAUUAUUAUCACCAGAGAAGGGAUUAACAGAAAUGUCCCCCGGAGCAGCAGGAAGAUACCAACUGAGCAAUUCAUACAUCAGAGAUGGGGGAAACAGGAGUAGUAAUACCAGUAGUAAUAAUAGCAGUAAUAUCAGUAAUAGUGGCAGUAGUAGUAGCAACAGUGAUAGCAGUAGUAGUAGCAGCAGUUGUAGUGGCAGUAAUAAUAGCAGCAGCGAUGACAGUAGUAGUAUUAUCAGUAGUAAUAAUAUCAGUAAUGUCAGUAGUAGUAGCAGUAGGAACAACAGUACUAGCAGUAAUGUCAGUAGUAGUAGCAUCAGAAGUAGUAAUAACGGUAGCAGUAGUGACAGUAGUAGUAGCCAUGAUGAUAAUAGUGGCAGCAGUUAUAGCAGUGGUAGUAACAUCAGUAGUAAUAAUAGCAGUAGUGGCAGUAGUAGCAGAAGCGGUGGCAGUAGUAGUGGCAGCAGUGAUGAAAGCAGUGGCAGUAGUAGUAGCAGUGAUGAUAGUAGUGGCAGUAGUAGUAACAACAGUGAUAGUGGCAGCAGUGAUAGCAGUAGUAGUAGCAUCAGUAGCAAUAAUAGCAAUAGUGGCAGUAGCAGUAGCGUAGCAGUAGGAACAGUAGUAAUAGCAGUAGCAGUAGUGGCAAGUGGCAGUAGUAGUAGCAGUGAUGAUAGUAGUGGCAGUAGUAGUAACAACAGUGAUAGUAGUAGUGGUGGCAGUAGUAGCAUCAGCAGCAAUAAUAGUAGUGGUGGCAGUAGCAGUAGGAACAGUAGUAAUAGCAGUAGCAGUAGCAGCAGUGGCAGUAGUAGUGGCCGCAGUGAUGAUAGUAGCAGCAAUAGUAGUGGCAAAAGUGAUGAUAGUAGUAGCAAUAGUAGUGGCAGUAGCAGUGACAGUAGCAGUAGGAACAGUAGUAAUAGCGGCAGUAGCAGAGACAGUAGAAGGAACAGCCUGUGGUGGCCUCGACUGGCGAGGGUGGAUAGCGGUGAACCUGAAGAAGUCAGUCUUCGUAUUGUCGUUGAGACGUAG
This is a messenger RNA of Cryptotermes secundus, 1047 nucleotides long. Its product is annotated as sericin-2-like. The transcript is spliced from 3 exons. The record is from RefSeq and is a predicted model, not a curated record. NCBI's taxonomy places the organism in Eukaryota, Metazoa, Arthropoda, Insecta, Blattodea, Kalotermitidae. Bases 1 to 1047 code for a protein of 348 amino acids.